Molecule: messenger RNA, 1659 nt
Organism: Sebastes umbrosus (honeycomb rockfish)
Lineage: Eukaryota; Metazoa; Chordata; Actinopteri; Perciformes; Sebastidae
Product: SLAM family member 9-like
Exons: 2
Coding region: 100-966 (288 amino acids)
Source: RefSeq, a predicted model, not a curated record
GCCAGCAGAAGGAAGGGUGUGAACGCACUGCAAAAGAACCGUCGUUUCUUACUGACUAUUAAGAUUGAUAUCCUCCCCGUGGUGUAUUGAUCCGUGGACAUGAUGGGGAAACAGACCGGGUUGUGUGUGUUGUUGUUGGUGCUGAACGUCGCUGUAACCGAGGAUACCGUAACUACGGUGUACUUCACGGAUGGCGGAGAUCUAACGUUAAAAGUGAGGCCUCCUCUUCCGGAUCACAUCAACUACAUCAUGUGGAUAUUCAACGAUAAUCUGCUGGCUGAGUGGGUGGAAGAUAAGAGUUAUUACCUCAGACUUAAAGGACGAGCAAACCUCACCACAGAGACUGGACAGCUGAUCAUCAACAAGAUGAGCAAAAAGGACGAGGGUGUGUAUUCAGUGGAGAUCAACGGCAGAGUCCAGAGUGAGAGAUAUCAAGCUAAAUUGAUCAAGAAGGUCCAGAAGCCCAAAGUAGUGGAGAGGACAUUGUCUUGUGGAGCUUUAUCUGAUAGUUGUAAGUUCUCCUGUGACUCAAACACCACCGAGGCUGAACCAGUCAGCUACAGCUGGAAGAAGGGAGAUGGAGAGUGGGAGGUGUCUGGGAAGGACAUCACCAUCACCAGAGAGGAGUUCACAGUUUGGAGCACCUUCACCUGCCGGAUAGAGAACCCAGUCAGCCAGGAAGAAAGUGACCCAAAACCCAACCCAGUCUACAUUUCCAGCAUCAUUAGGUCUAUAGUGAUUGAUGUAUUGUUAGUUUUUCUUUUGUUUUGGUGUUUGUUCGAGGCAUUUAAAAUGAUGAAAGGCUACUUGAAGAAUCGAGGCAGCAACAUCACUGAUCCUGCACAUGUAAAUGGAGAUGUACAGCCUACUGCUCAUCCUAGUGACAGUGCAACUAAUCCAGCUGAGAACAUACCACUUCAGGAUAACCCAGAAGACCUAAAGUCAGACGCCAAAGAAACUGCAUGAAGUUGAGGAGCUCAAAUAGUCCUCAGACUACUAUUUCUGCAUACAUGACAUGUACAAACAUGUACAUUUUCUGUGUAUUUUUUAGCAGUCAGCUGUGUGCAUCAUCGACUGUUACUUGCAGCAGAGGGAUUUUCAAAACAACAAAGUUGUUUUUUAGAACAGCAUGAAAAAAUGAUUGCAUUUUAUUGUUUUUUUAAACAGCCACCUGUGUGUUUAUAUAUGUAUUUAUGUGGGUGUUUCUGCAACUAAAAUCACUUUUGACUCUCCUAAAUUAAAGAAAAAACAAUCUAUGAAUUUUAACCAUCAGAGAAAACUAAACUUAUAUUAACAGAUAUAUGAUAUUCUCAGUGAGUCUUUGCAGUGUGCCUGAGGAUGUAAAUAAGUCAAUCAGACAUAUUGAUAAUGUGAGUGAAGCAGCUUUGAAUAUAUCUGAUAAGAAACCAUACCAAAGAAAAGGCUGAUUUAAUCACCAGAAGUGAAUGUAAUUAAAUUACCAACAUUUCAGCAUCUUCUGACCAGUUUCCAAAAGGUCUACAUGUAAAGACGUACACACAAUUGCAUUUAGUCGUUAAGAUUUUAAUCUGUAACAUGUUUAUUUUUUAUGUUUUGUAUCACUUUGUUCUUAUACUAAAUGUCCUUACCGCAACAUUUCAAUAACAUUCGUAUAUAUAAAUAAAUAAAUAUUUUUAAAUU